Molecule: messenger RNA, 961 nt
Organism: Saprolegnia diclina VS20
Lineage: Eukaryota; Oomycota; Saprolegniomycetes; Saprolegniales; Saprolegniaceae
Exons: 1
Coding region: 24-758 (244 amino acids)
Source: RefSeq, a predicted model, not a curated record
GCCACCGUAAUUUUUCAGCAAGUAUGCUUGGUGGACGUGGCGGCGGUGGUGGCCGGGGCGGGCGCGGUGGCGUGAGCGCCGGCGACUGGAUCUGCCCGACCGAGGGCUGUGGCAACAUCAACUUUGCUCGCCGCCUCGAGUGCAAUCGGUGCUUCAAGCCCCGCGCCGACGCGCCGAAAGGCAAGCCCGAGAAGACCGGGCUCUUUGGCCCGGGCGACUGGGCGUGCGGCAAGUGCGGCAACAUGAACUGGGAGCGGCGUAACGAGUGCAACAUCUGCAAGAACCCCAAGACGACGCUCGGCCCGGAAGAGAAGCGUGACGGCGCGGGCGGCGGCUUCAACGAGCGCCAAGAACGCAUGGCGUCCUCCAAGCGCGAGGUUGACGAAGAUGGCUACGACGACUUUGGUAUGCGCCGCCCGUCCGUCAAGUCGAGCAAGGCCGAGCGCGAAGCCGCAGCUCUCGCCCGUCUAAAGCAAUCGUACAGUGGCAUCUACGACAACGACCACGGGCCGGCCGACGACCACGUCCGCCCCAAGGAAACGACAUCUGCCGACAGCGAGCAGUCGCCCGCCAAGCCGCGACGCGAGCGCGAUGCGCGCCGGGACCGCGACGAGCCUCGAUCCACCAAGCAGCGAAGCCGGAGCCGCGACCGCCCGAGCGACCGACGCAGCCGCAGUCGUGACCGUCAGCGCAGCCGGAGCCGCGAUCGCCAGCGUAGCCGGUCCCGCGGCCGCAACGAUCGCUCGUCUCGGCGAUAAGCACGCAACAUGCAAGUGUUUGUCUCGCCGAACUCUACUUUGACUUGGCGUCCUCCGGCCCUUUCCUCCUCCGCAGCCAUCAUGCACGACGUGGCCACACAUCCGCAGCUUGGCUUCGCACACCGCCUGCCAUCAAGUGAAAUACUGGGUUGGGCUAUUUGUGGUCGUACGCGUCUACUUCUACUGCUACUCGCACAUCCUGU